This is a messenger RNA of Paramecium tetraurelia, 669 nucleotides long. RefSeq lists its product as uncharacterized. NCBI's taxonomy places the organism in Eukaryota, Ciliophora, Oligohymenophorea, Peniculida, Parameciidae. The record is from RefSeq and is a predicted model, not a curated record. Gene Ontology annotation, molecular function: metal ion binding; mRNA binding. The transcript has 5 exons.
AUGUAUUAAAAUCUCUAAGUUUAAUAACCUAAUUCCAAAUAUAAGACCCAAUUGUGUCGCCAUUUUGUUACUAUUGGUUCUUGUGCACUGGGAGCUAGGUGUUAAUUUGCACAUGGAAGAUAGGAACUUAGAACCAAUAAUCAAGUUGUGACAAAUUACACUCAAACUAAUAUCCAAUAAAACCAUCAAGGAGAUACUCAAAACAGGGUUCAACAUAUUAAUCCUAUGAUUGCUAAUUAUAAGACAUAAUUAUGCAAACAUUUUAAUCCUCAAAUAGGCUAAUGCAAAAAUGGUUCUACUUGCACUUUUGCUCAUGGCGAAUAGGAACUUAAUUAAAUAAACCCUUAUUUACAAAAUCAAUACAUGUAAAUGCAACAGUAAAUUAAACAAUAAAGUUAAGUUACUUUGCAAGCAGAACUUACUUAAUAAAUUUUAAUUAUGAUACUCACAAAUAUGGAAGCUAUUUUCCCUGGAUAAAAUAAUAUUAUCAACUUAUUAAAAUUAGGAUAAGAAAAGGCAAGGUAAGGAGACAAUCAAACAGCCAGUGAAAUAAUUAAGCAAAUCAUACAUGACGAAUAAAGAACCAAAGAAGAAAAAAACUAAUACCAAUUAAUUUAUAAUAAUGCUCAAAAUCAUUACAGUCAAAAAUUAAAAGAAUGUAACAUGUGA